CUUUUGGAAAUUCCUCUCUUUACAUUUAGAUUCUCUAAACCACUAGUUCUUCUUCAGUGCUAUCAAUAACCAAAUUAAGAUGAAGAGAAUGGAGAUCUUCUGUGCAUCACAGGCCUCAACAGCCAUAUGCAUGAGCAUGGACCAAGCCUCCUCCUCCUCCUCAUCCACCAUUCAACUCGGUGGCAAAGCCAUCGACCGCCACAACCCCAUCAUCAGAGACUCUAGAAGGUUCAACAGAACAGGCAUCCCCACUAACCCUUGUGUUUCCCAGCCCCUCCCCUUUGACCCUAAACCUUUUCAAUAUCAUCAACUUCAAAAGACCAAGAGCAAGAAGAGUCCUUCCACCAAACAAAGUGAUAAAAAGGCCAAGAAGGGGUUAUUGAAAGAAAAUGAUGGAAUUACCAGGAAGAGCUCUUUUGAUGCCAGAGAGCAGCAAAGUGAUGUAAUUUCAAGGAAGAGCUCUUUUGAUGCCAGAGACAAGGUGGUAUCACUAUCAACCAGGAAGAGCUGGGUGCUGCCACCGGAUUUAAUUACUCCGCCUGGCUCCUCCAGGUAUCUUCUGAGCGACACUGGAUUUUCCGAUGGAAUAACGGAUUAUGACCCGGUUUUGUCAUUGGUCCCCGUUGAACCCAAGAAGAAUCAGUCUUUCAAUCAAGAUGAAACCGUUGAUUCGAUAAACUCUGCAUCCUCUCGAUUGGAGAAACCACCUAAGGAUCAGGUUGUGGUUCUUAGAGUUUCUUUACACUGCAAAGGCUGUGAAGGAAAACUUAGGAAACAUCUAUCCAGAAUGGAAGGGGUGACAUCCUUUAACAUAGAUUUCGCAGCGAAGAAGGUGACAGUUGUAGGAAAUAUAACACCAUUAAGUGUCCUUGCUAGUGUUUCAAAGGUGAAGAAUGCACAGUUCUGGACAUCAACCAUGGCAGCUCCUUCUGCAGUUUCAACACCUGCUCCUCCUGCAUCCACCAAUCUAAUUGCAGUCAAGAAAUAAUGAUGGUUACUUCAACUUUGAAGAAGAAAAUUCAAUGUAUGAUUGUGGUGUGAAUGAGAUAAUUUAGUGUAAAUUGAAGCCAGUGUUGGUAGCCCUGAUGGAAUCAGAAUCAUUGUUGCUUAGGAGAAAAUAAAGAAAAGCACUAUAGUUUGGUUUUCUCUUUGCAAACGCUACUGUUUAAGGCAUGCAUUUUCUGAAACUCAUGACCCAUUCUCCCCGUUCUGAUCCCUUAUCCCUUGAUUUUGCCAGUAUUUGCCGCCAUGCCUUCGUGCUUCCCUACAAAAUACAUCACAAAAUUAAUG
This is a messenger RNA of Rubroshorea leprosula, 1290 nucleotides long. The record is from the annotation of a GenBank genome assembly. Lineage: Eukaryota; Viridiplantae; Streptophyta; Magnoliopsida; Malvales; Dipterocarpaceae.